Molecule: messenger RNA, 384 nt
Organism: Trypanosoma theileri
Lineage: Eukaryota; Euglenozoa; Kinetoplastea; Trypanosomatida; Trypanosomatidae
Product: alpha-1,2-mannosyltransferase
Exons: 1
Biological process (GO): cell wall mannoprotein biosynthetic process; protein N-linked glycosylation
Cellular component (GO): membrane; Golgi apparatus
Molecular function (GO): alpha-1,2-mannosyltransferase activity
Source: RefSeq, a predicted model, not a curated record
AUGUGUCGAUUUUGGGCUGGAUUGGUAUGGCAGCUGCCUUCGCUAGACUCCUAUGAGUAUUACUGGCGGCUUGAUACGGAUUCGUUUCUUACUCAAGCUGUUCCUUGUGAUGUAUUUCGGCUGAUGCAGGUAAAUCAGUGUGUCUAUGGAUAUCGGAGUAUACGCUUGGAUGAUGCUGAAGUUGUGAAGGAUCUCUGGCCUACGUUUAAGAAAUGGGCCAAAACAGCCCUCUCUACUAGUGAGCUUGAGAGCGUGUCACGCUUUGCUCUUCAAGACAAAAGAAAAUACAGAGGCAUUAUGUACUACAACAAUUUUGAAUUGGGCACGAUGGCGUUAAAACGACACCCGUUGUACACAUCGAUGUUUCAUUUUUUGGAUGAGAAU